Molecule: messenger RNA, 1476 nt
Organism: Calliphora vicina (urban bluebottle blowfly)
Lineage: Eukaryota; Metazoa; Arthropoda; Insecta; Diptera; Calliphoridae
Product: proclotting enzyme-like
Exons: 7
Coding region: 1-1476 (491 amino acids)
Biological process (GO): proteolysis
Molecular function (GO): serine-type endopeptidase activity
Source: RefSeq, a predicted model, not a curated record
AUGUAUUUACAAAUGAUUUCUUUGUUGACCGUUUUAAUGUCUGAUCCCAAAAAGGAUUUAACAAUAAAAAAACCUGCCGAUAUUUUACCGAAAAUUAGUAAUUUAACUGCUCAAGAUUGUGUCGAUUCCCGUUUACGACCCGGAAAGUGCAUAACUUUAACCAAAUGUCCCGAUAUGGUUGAGGAAUUUUACGAUGAGGCUCGUAAGACUUCGUAUGGCAUUGAUUUUCAAACCUUCAUUAGUAAUUCUAUAUGUGGUUUUGAUGGUGUGAAUUUUUUGAGGAUCUGCUGUGGAACACGCACUUUAUAUCCAAUAACUAUGACUAAACCACCUGUUCAAAUACAAAAUACUCCUACAAUAUUUGCGCCCACUAGAAAACCCUUUGAACAAUUACACCAAACGACACAGUUUCUGUUUGCACCACUCGGAAGUUAUGUGCCACCAGCCACUACUGCCAGCAGUACUAAGAAUCCAUCUUCUGAUAUGAAUAACACUCCUACGUCCAACCCAAUGCCACCAACUUCUGCGAGUACUAGCAGUUCAACACCCGAUAAGGGUGUGAUCAUUUUACAACCUACUAUGGUGACACCAUCUGAUGGGGAUAUCCAAGUUAUGCAACCGAUACCCGGGCAAACAUCAACACAGGAUACUCUAAUAUCACAGCCAGUACAGCAACCAGUUACAAUGCCAUCGACACCUCUUACUUGUGGUGUAAGCAGGGGCACUACUAAUCGCGUUGUUGGGGGCUAUGAGGCCAAAAAAGGCAAUUAUCCCUGGAUGGCGGCUUUGGGCUAUCGCGAUGAAUACGAUCCCAGUUCUAUGAAAUUUUUAUGUGCCGGCAGCUUAAUCUCCUCUAGAUAUGUUAUAACAUCGGCUCAUUGCAUUAAUUCAUAUUUAAUGCUAGUGCGUUUGGGAGCCCAUGAUCUUACGAAACCUAAUGAAUCCGAAGCACGAAAUUAUCGCAUAAAACGUACCGUUACACAUGAAAAGUUUAAUUUGAAAACUAUAACAAAUGAUUUGGCUUUAAUUGAAUUAAGUGAGAUCGUACAAAUAACAAAUUUCAUAGACACCAUAUGUCUGCCAGAAGCUCCACAAUUUCUCUCACAAGAUUUUGUGGGCAUGAAUCCUUUUGUGGCCGGUUGGGGUGCUAACAAACAUCAAGGCCCCACCUCGAAUGUUUUAAGAGAUGUACAAGUGCCCAUUAUAAAUCGCCAAGUGUGUGAACAAAGUUAUCGCACGGUCUUUAAUUUUGUGCAAUUCAGUGAUCAACUAAUUUGUGCUGGAAAUUCCAAUGUAGAUGCUUGCCAAGGGGACUCGGGUGGUCCGCUUAUGUUGCCUCAGAUGUCGGGUCAGUCAUAUCAUUAUUAUUUACUUGGCGUUGUUUCAUUUGGUUAUGAAUGUGCUCGUACCGGUUUCCCGGGUGUUUAUACCAAAGUUGCUGCCUAUUUACCUUGGAUUAAGAGUAAUAUGAUUUGA